GCGCGGGGCGCGGUGCACCACCGGCUACCCGCUCAGCCCGGCAUGGAGGAGCGCGGCGGUGCCGAGCCCACGCCGGGCUGCAGCGGCCUGGGCCCAGGCGGCGUUCGCGGCGGCGGCGCCCACUCAUGGGCCCCGGAGGACGCCUGGAUGGGCACUCACCCUAAGUAUUUAGAAAUGAUGGAAUUAGAUAUAGGAGAUGCCAGCCAAGUUUACAUAGCAUUCUUGGUUUACCUGGACCUCAUGGAGAGUAAAAGUUGGCAUGAAGUAAAUUGUGUGGGCUUACCAGAUCUGCAGCUCAUCUGCCUUGUCGGUACUGAGAUAGAAGGAGAAGGAUUACAGACUGUGGUGCCUACACCCAUCAGUGCUUCCCUCAGCCAUAACAGGAUAAGGGAGAUCUUGAAGGCAUCUCGAAAAUUGCAAGGUGAUCCAGAUUUGCCAAUGUCUUUUACUUUGGCCAUAGUGGAGUCCGAUUCCACAAUAGUCUAUUAUAAACUUACUGAUGGAUUUAUGCUGCCAGACCCUCAGAAUUUUUUCCUUAGAAAAUGACCCCUUUUCUUCCUGAUGCUUACUUUGGGAUUGGAUUUGAGAUCCGUCAACCUGAUUCAUCCUUUAUCUCAGAGAUAGUUAGGGUUGACUUAGUUGGUCCCAUUCCAUAAGUUUUUCUUUUUGAGGAAUAAAACUUUCCCAGAUAGAAGAAUUUUUUGUUGUUGUUCCUAGGUAUAGGAUAGUUGCUCUAGAACUUUCUUAUCUGGAGACAGUUUAAUUAUAGUUAUAUACAAAUUUAUGCUUAGGAUGUGUUCAGAGGGGUAGAACACAUGUGUUUCUUCUGUCUCCCCCACUCAUAGCUGCCUCACUGUUCAUUGCCGCCACUGCUUACACAUUGUUGAGACUGUCACCUUUUUCUUAUUCAAUGCACUUAGUGCCUUUUGGCCACUACAGCUAGCCUGGAAUGGCAUUUCAUGGACACCUUGACAUCUGGAGAGUUUGCUCAGUUUACUUUUAAAUCCCCAAGUUUUCUUCCAGUUGGUUUUUAUGUGGCAAUUACUGUUGACUUUAUACCAAAAGUAAAAAUAUGCUCAUUCCAACCGUAAAAGUACAUGUACAUGUGGAUUAAUAGGGACCAGAGAAGUGCCACCUAUGAAAGUACGGGGCCUUGCUUUCCAUUCUUAUUACCACUGCCAUUAUUGUAUCCUGGCUAGAAUGUUAGAGAGAUGGUGAGGGACAGUGCCAGCCCUAGAAACAUCUUUGUUAAGUAGACCCAGUUAUUCCACUUUUGUUUAAUACCUCCCAAUUAUGUUGCCUAGAGUAUACAAAAUUAUAUGCACAAAGAUAUUCUAAGCGGUAUUAGUUGUAAUAACCCAAAUUGUAAACCACUUAAAAGUUUAAGGCAGCGGUCAGCAAACUUUUACUGUAAAUGGCCAGAAGGGAAAUAUUUUAGGCUUUGCAAACCAUAUAGUCUCUCUUAAAACUUCUCAAAUGUGCUCUUUGUAGUACGAAAAUAACCAUAGACAGUAUGUAAGUAAAUGGGCAUGGCUGUGUUCCAAUAAAACUUUAUUUACAAAUGUAGAGCCAUAGUUUGCCAACCUCUGGUAUAGGGAAAUAGUCAUUAAACAGAUACAGAUAGCCAAUGUACCCAAUGAAUGGUACGUUAUGUACUCAUUAAACAUUAGUAAUGAAUAUAAUGAAAAACAUGAGAAAAUAUAUAAUUAAUGAAACAAGAUAUUGAAGUGUAUGAAUGGGUAGGACCAUGGAUGUAAAUAACACACCAAGCAUAUAAAGAAAGGGUGACAAAUUACUAACUGCACUUACAGUAGGGUGACAGAGCAAUAAAUGGAUGACUUUGUCUUCUGUUUUUCUUGUAUCACUUUUAUAAUAACAAUGUUUUAAAAUAAAAUAUCUUGAGAUCAA
This is a messenger RNA of Panthera uncia (snow leopard), 1908 nucleotides long. RefSeq names its product tRNA splicing endonuclease subunit 15 (gene TSEN15). The transcript is spliced from 5 exons. Gene Ontology annotation, molecular function: nucleic acid binding. The record is from RefSeq and is a predicted model, not a curated record. Gene Ontology annotation, biological process: tRNA splicing, via endonucleolytic cleavage and ligation. NCBI's taxonomy places the organism in Eukaryota, Metazoa, Chordata, Mammalia, Carnivora, Felidae. Bases 43 to 546 code for a protein of 167 amino acids.